Lotus japonicus is the source of this 631-nucleotide messenger RNA. RefSeq names its product histone H2B.4. Bases 50 to 472 code for a protein of 140 amino acids. The record is from RefSeq and is a predicted model, not a curated record. Gene Ontology annotation, molecular function: structural constituent of chromatin; protein heterodimerization activity; DNA binding. Gene Ontology annotation, cellular component: nucleosome. The transcript has a single exon. Lineage: Eukaryota; Viridiplantae; Streptophyta; Magnoliopsida; Fabales; Fabaceae. Gene Ontology annotation, biological process: nucleosome assembly.
CACUCAAUCUUCACUCAUCAUUUCACUCAGAAACUCUCAGACCCCAACAAUGGCUCCCAAGGCAGAGAAGAAGCCGGCAGAGAAGAAGCCCGCGGCGGCGGAGAAGGCACCGGCGGAGAAGAAGCCGAAGGCGGAGAAGAAGAUCUCGAAGGACGCCACCGGCAGCGAGAAGAAGAAGAAGCGCACGAAGAAGAGCGUGGAAACCUACAAGAUCUACAUCUUCAAGGUUCUGAAGCAGGUUCACCCUGACAUUGGAAUCUCCAGCAAGGCCAUGGGGAUCAUGAACAGCUUCAUCAACGACAUCUUCGAGAAGCUUGCUCAGGAAUCUUCCAGGCUCGCCAGGUACAACAAGAAGCCUACCAUAACCUCUCGUGAGAUCCAGACUGCAGUGCGUUUGGUUCUUCCUGGUGAAUUGGCUAAGCAUGCUGUUUCUGAAGGGACUAAGGCUGUGACGAAAUUCACCAGUUCUUAGAUUUUAGGGUUUAGAUCUAGGUUUUGCAUUGAGCUUCUUUUUGAUGAAUUGAAAUGUAGAUCUGGUUUUUAUGGAAGCUCUUGUUUGGAAUAAUCAUCGUAUAUUUGUGCUUGAUUGAAUUUUUGUUAUAAUGAAAAAUUUGACGGUGGAAUUUGAUUU